GAGAGACGCACACGCCACACACACACACGACUCAGAGACGCCGUGCAGACGGGACCACUGAGCGCUGACCCUGACGCUGGCAAACACCAGAGGCACAAGAGCCGCCGCAACCUCCACACCGCUGCACCGGACCACACACACCACACUCCGUCACUCCCACAGCCAGGAACCUCCACACCGGACCACACACACCACACUCCGACACUCCCACAGCCAGGAACCUCCACAUAACUGAGCUGACGCAAGCACAGCACAGAAUGAUCUGAAAUGGGUCGACUAGAUCUCUGAUGAUGCUGCUAACGCCACUCUGACAUCACACAUCCAUCAGCAUCCAUUUUCGUCUCCAGCAAUAUCACCAUGGACACCAAAGGUAGAAAACCUGCCUCCUCUCCACAGCUCCCAGCCAGUCGUGUUAGCAAACAGGAACCCAGCCAGGGCACCUCUUCUUCGACCGGGUGUGACCCGUCAGGUAGCAGGGCGCCCGGCAAAGGCGAUGCUAGUGCCGUCAUGCUAACGGUGGGAAGCAGCCAGAAGAGUGGGUCCAUGGAGCACGUUGCGCAGAUCCACAGGUCAGGACAGGCCGGCAAAACUCAUCUGACCUCAUACUCCAGUGAGCCCAAACUGCAUAAAUCCCCUAACAGCUCGAGACCACAGACCAGCACAGAUUCGCCUAAGAAUCCCCACGCCAGAAACAGCGUGGUGACAACGUUUCGAAUACCGGCUAAAGAUUCUCCGAAGACUCAACACAGCAGAGCGUCUGCUGCCUCUCAUAUACCGGCUAAGGAUUCGCCUAAGCUCAACAGCUCAGCUUCAACCUCUCAAACAGCAGCUAAAGACCCCAAGAAUCAAAACAAGCUUGCGUCUUCUCAUAUACCAGUGAAAGUGUCACCAAAAAUUAACAAAGUGCCCUCCAAGACAUCAAUGAAAGAGUCGCCAAGUAACAGCAGCACACCUCUCUCCCUGUCGGACGACCUGUCUCCUGUCAGUGAUGAUGGGAGUCUGGCUCAGGCUCUCAGGGCUGAUGUCAUCCCUGUCACACCGCCCCCUGUUGUCCACCAACAGGUAAAACAGGAGACAAAACAAACCAGCCCUGUUGUCCAGGAUUCUCAAAAGCCACUCAAGGAAGAAGGCAAACACGUACCUUCUCCACACACUCAUCUGUCUCCUGUCAGUGAUGAUGGGAUUCUGGCUCAGGCUCUCAGGGCUGAUGUAAUCCCUGUCACAUCUCCCCCUGUAGUCCACCAACAGGUAAAACAGGAGACAAAACAAACCAGCCCUGUUGUCCAGGAUUCUCAAAAGCCACCCAAGGAAGAAGGCAAACGUGUACCUUCUCCACGCACUCAUCAUAAAGACGCACACAGUCCACAACCACAGCAAAAAGACACGCACACACACACUCAAAAACAGAUGACGCACACGGUAGAAGCCCAACAUAAGGCCCCACACACCACCAAGACUCAACACACAUCUCUAUCCAGCCAGCCAACACACGCAUUGACUGCUGCCAGUCAACACAGUGCCACCCCAAAGACCAAACGGCAGACAUCGCCGCACGUCACAGAGCGAAAAACGGUGGCGCCGAGAGAUAAGAGUGCGGAGAAGAAAGGAAAAGAGAAUGACGGGAAGGGAGUGAGAGGCAAAGACGUGGGGAAGAGUGUAGCAACUAUGACUGGUCCGGAAGGACUGGGAAAGGAUGUGGCGGUGCAAGUCUCUGAUGAUCUUUGCAACGACGUCACGGUCACGGUAUCGCAGCUUGACAAUCACCUCACUGGUGCCACUGGUGGGCACAUCAAUGCUGAGGAGAGCGCGCUGGUCCUGCGCCCUCAAAAGCCAAUAGUUCGCCAGCGUCCAUCAUCACAGUACGUCUGUCAGAUUGAGAUCGAGCUUAGCAGCCAAUCACCAAAAACCUCAGGCCAGGCUCCUCCCCCAGCUACAGCUGUGAUCCCAGCUCUCCCCUCUCUUUCUGGGAAAUCAACCGACGGACCUGACAUGCCCACGGACCAAUCUGAAGCGAAAGACACGACAGGGGAGGGACUGAGACAGGAGAAAGCAGGGCCCGUGCAGGAAGUGACGUGGGAUGACCAAGGGCUUACAUGGGAGGUGUAUGGCGCCACGCUUGAUUGGCAGGCGCUCGGCUCAGCCGUCCAGAGGCAUUUGCACACCCAGAUAGAGCAGCUGGAGCUACGCCUCAGAACCCUACAGGGCUCAGUCUCUGAGAAGAAGAGCCCGCCCCCCGCGCGCAGGGUGAGGAGGAAGUGCCGAUGUUGGUUUCACUGCUCUUCCUGUUGCUGCAAGCGCAAGCAGCAUAGCGCUUGA
Molecule: messenger RNA, 2316 nt
Organism: Clupea harengus (Atlantic herring)
Lineage: Eukaryota; Metazoa; Chordata; Actinopteri; Clupeiformes; Clupeidae
Gene: gprin3a
Product: GPRIN family member 3a
Biological process (GO): neuron projection development
Cellular component (GO): plasma membrane
Source: RefSeq, a predicted model, not a curated record